This is a messenger RNA of Carassius auratus (goldfish), 4289 nucleotides long. RefSeq names its product eph receptor A3 (gene epha3). Gene Ontology annotation, biological process: ephrin receptor signaling pathway; axon guidance; protein phosphorylation. Lineage: Eukaryota; Metazoa; Chordata; Actinopteri; Cypriniformes; Cyprinidae. The transcript has 18 exons. Gene Ontology annotation, molecular function: ATP binding; protein binding; transmembrane-ephrin receptor activity. Bases 118 to 3033 code for a protein of 971 amino acids. The record is from RefSeq and is a predicted model, not a curated record. Gene Ontology annotation, cellular component: dendrite; plasma membrane.
CAAACUUGACAUCAGCCUCAGAGCCGAGAAUGGUAACUUGUGUCGGAACAGAAGCCCUCACAUGAGUGGCAUGCUUCAUGGAGUUAUGUACCUUGAUUUGCCCCCUCAACUGCUAUCAUGGAUUCCAAAACCUUAAUACUUUUCCUUUUUCUCUUCACGUAUAUUUCCAGCGCAGAAUUCAUUAUUCAUCCGUCCAAUGAAGUUAACCUGUUGAACUCCAAAGCAAGCCAAGGGGAGCUGGGCUGGAUAUCAUCCCCAUCCCAUGGGUGGGAGGAAAUUAGCGGCGUGGAUGAGCACUACACACCCAUCCGGACCUUCCAGGUGUGCAACGUGAUGGAAUACAGCCAGAACAACUGGUUGAGGACCAACUGGAUUCCUCGCAAUUCGGCGCAGAAGAUCUAUGUGGAGCUCAAGUUUACCCUGAGAGACUGCAACAGUAUUCCCAUGGUCCUCACCUGCAAGGAGACGUUCAACUUACACUACCUGGAGACUGAUGAAGACCAGGGAAGUAAGUUUCGCGAGCACCAGUUCUCCAAAAUAGACACCAUCGCCGCCGAUGAGAGUUUUACUCAGAUGGACUUGGGCGACCGAAUCUUAAAGUUAAACACAGAGGUCCGUGAAGUGGGGCCCAUGACUAAGAAGGGCUUUUACCUGGCUUUCCAGGACGUGGGAGCCUGUGUGGCCCUAGUUUCGGUGCGGGUGUACUUUAAAAAAUGCCCUUUCACUGUGAGGAACCUGGCAAUGUUUCCCGAUACGGUACCCACGGACUCUCAGUCGCUCGUGGAGGUUAGAGGCUCAUGCGUCAACCAUUCCAGAGAGGAGGAUCCGCCAAAAAUGUACUGCAGUACCGAGGGAGAGUGGCUGGUGCCUAUUGGGAAAUGCCUGUGCAACAUAGGAUACGAAGAAUGGGGAGUCGCUUGCCAAGCCUGCCGGCCCGGCUUCUAUAAGGCCUCUUCUGGGAACGUCAAGUGCUCCAAGUGUCCGCCGCACAGCUACACACACCAGGAGGGAGCCACGCACUGUGACUGCGAGAAAAACUACUUCCGUGCAGGAGAGGACCCCGUCUCCAUGGCCUGCUCUCGACCUCCAUCUGCCCCACGCAAUGUGAUCUCUGCCAUUAAUGAGACAUCAGUGAUUCUAGACUGGACCUUGCCGGCUGACAGCGGAGGCAGGAAGGACGUGAUAUUUAACGUGGUCUGUAAGCGUUGUUGGCCGGGUCCCAGGCAGUGUGAACCCUGUCGAGGGGCCGUGCGCUUCUUGCCCCGUGCCACCGGCCUCACUAACACAACAGUAACCGUGGUGGACCUCCUGGCACACACCAACUACACCUUUGAGAUCGAGGCCCAAAAUGGAGUGUCCUCCCUGGCACCCACGGUCCGGCAGUAUGCUGCGGUCAUCAUCACUACAAACCAAGCAGCUCCAUCUGCAGUGACUGUCAUCAGGAAGGACCGAACGUCCAGAAACAGCAUCUCACUGUCAUGGAUGGAGCCAGAGAGACCCAACGGGAUCAUUUUGGACUACGAGGUCAAAUAUUAUGAGAAGCAGGAACAAGAGACCAGCUAUACCAUCCUGAGGUCAAAGGGCACAAACGUUACACUGAACGGACUAAAACCCGACACGAUCUACCUGCUUCAGAUCAGAGCGCGCACCGCAGCCGGAUACGGCGGUAGCAGUCGCAAGUUUGAGUUUGAGACCAGUCCAGACUCCUUUUCCAUCUCCAGUGAGAACAGUCAGGUGGUGCUGAUCGCUGUCUCCUCCGCCGUGGCCAUCAUCCUCCUCACUGUGGUGCUCUACAUUGUGAUAAGCAGGUUUUGUAGAUAUAGCAAGUCCAAACAUCCAGAUGAGAAGAGGCUGCCCUUUGGCAACGGCCACUUGCGACUGCCUGGCAUCAAGACCUACGUGGACCCGCACACUUACGAAGACCCGAGUCAAGCCGUGCACGAAUUCGCCAAGGAACUGGAAGCAUCCUGUAUCGCCAUCGACAAAGUGGUUGGGGCAGGGGAGUUUGGAGAGGUGUGCAGCGGCCGACUGAAGCUGCCGUCUAAGAAGGAGAUCUGUGUGGCCAUCAAGACGCUCAAAGCCGGGUACACAGAGAAGCAGAGGCGGGGCUUCCUCAGUGAAGCGAGCAUCAUGGGACAGUUCGACCACCCCAACAUCAUCAGGUUGGAGGGUGUAGUCACACGCAGUAAACCCGUGAUGAUAGUGACCGAGUACAUGGAGAACGGCUCUUUGGACGGCUUCCUGCGAAAACACGACGCCCAGUUCACAGUGAUUCAGCUGGUGGGCAUGCUACGUGGCAUCGCAUCUGGUAUGAAGUAUCUGUCGGAUAUGGGUUACGUGCACAGAGAUUUGGCCGCUCGGAACAUCCUGGUCAACAGCAACCUGGUGUGCAAAGUGUCAGACUUCGGCUUGUCCCGAGUGCUGGAGGACGACCCGGAAGCCGCCUACACCACGAGAGGUGGCAAGAUUCCAAUCCGAUGGACCGCGCCAGAGGCCAUCGCCUAUCGCAAGUUCACCUCGGCCAGUGACGUAUGGAGCUACGGGAUUGUCCUAUGGGAGGUCAUGUCUUAUGGAGAAAGACCUUAUUGGGAGAUGUCCAAUCAGGACGUGAUAAAAGCGGUAGAUGAGGGCUACCGUCUUCCCCCGCCCAUGGAAUGCCCUGCCACGCUUUACCAGCUGAUGCUAGACUGCUGGCAGAAGGACCGAAACAACCGGCCCAAAUUUGAGCAGAUUGUCAGCAUCCUGGACAAACUCAUCCGUAACCCCAGCAGUCUCAAAAUCACAGCCAGCACCACAUCCAGACCGGUGAAUCUGCUUCUGGACAGAACCAGCACUGACAUCACUUCUUUUAACACAAUGGGUGAUUGGUUGGAGAGUGCGAGGACGUUACCCUGUAAAGAUGCAUUCAGUGGGGUCAGCUACAGCUCCUGUGAUACACUGGCCAAAACCUCAGCAGAAAUCUGUCUGACUGAAGUCAGACCAGCAGCCACGUGCCCUGAGUGGGAGCCAUCCAUGGGAAUCACAACACUUUAAAGCUUAUAGACUGGACGGGACUUCAAGAAAGUCGGUGUGACGAUCGUUGGACCUCAGAAGAAGAUCGUGAGCAGUCUAACAACACUUGAAACACACUCAAAGAACGGUCCAGUUCCUGUGUAAAAUAAAAAAAACGAGCGACGGAAAUGAAAGACACCUAAACGAGAUUGAUGCUGCUUUGGCUUUAACAGACAGGAAGUAGAUUUUAAACGAAAAGAGGAAGUGGAACUACAAUUCUUGAACACAUGUGCGAAGCAGAACAACCUUCCUGGAGAAAGAUCACGUCUACCCGGGCACGAGGGGCAAAGACGAUGAGCGUGUCUCUCAGCCAUUAUCGGCGAGAGAUGCGGAGGAGCGUGGGCCUCGUGUUUAGGAGUCUACGGUCAUGCCGCAUGACUCCCCCUAGAGGACGGGAGCCGGUCCGAUCUGAACGGAUUUAACGAAGAGCUCUUCACAUGUGGCAGGGGAGCAUUAAAAAGCCUUCAGGAAAAUCUUUGCAUAAGCAUCCGUCUUCCUUUUGGAAGGUAGCACUUCAGAGAGGCAAUAGCUUGCACCCCACAGUUUUGGUGGUUUCUUGUAGAAAAGCCCCCUUUAUUAAUUCUUCUGAAGAACGGCAGGAGAAAUACAGACGGUUACUGUUAGAGCAAUCUGGUGAUGCUUCUUAGGAUCUGACACGUUUGGCUAUAUAUUUGAUAAUUGACCAUUAAUCUGCGAGUGCAGAGAGCCAUUCUCCAGAAUCAGGGAUGGAGGAGUGGAAACCUUGGGUAAACAUGCCAUUUUAAAGGCUUAUUUGUUGAUGUAGCCCAUGACACAUCUUUGUUUGCACCACUGUGUUCAGAUGAUAUGUGAAUUCAUUAUCAAAUAAAAACAGUACAAUAUAAAGGAAUAAACUGUUUAUUAGAAUCGGUAACAGUCAUAAUGCAUCAAAUGAGAAAAGCAGACCGAAUAGAGUAAUGAUGUGUUUUGCAGGCCAACCCAAAUGUUGGUAUCACCGAUAGGACUUUGUUAUUGGUUUUUGGAUUAUUGCCGAAAAUAGACUCUUUCACUUCCAGAGCUUAUUUUAGGCGUUUAACCGAAAGUCCAUUCACAAAAUCCAUUGAAGAUGGAAGCGGAAAUACAAAAAUGUGAACUUUUUGACCUGCGAAUAUAUGUCAUCCUUCCAACUCUCUAUACCAGCAGGAUUUGGACUCAGAAGUCUCAGAUACGAUGUAUGUGAGGUACAUGGGCUGUGAAGGAAAUAAAAUACUAGCUUACUA